UUAGACUUCACUGGUGAGGGUUCGUGAUUUAAUGUUACAGCCCGUCACUGGCAGGCAGUGCACUGAGAGCACUUCAGUCUUCCGUCGGGCGUCGAGUGAAUUGGACCGAUCCUUUAAAGUUUAUUAAGUCGAGUAGUGCAAGUUAUGAGUAGUUUUUCUGGUGACUCGCACCAUCAUUGGGAUAACGCUAACGGUCAUAUGGAGCCCCCGUUUCCGCCGGAAGUUUCGCCGUUCACCCCAAUUUGGGGCCAGGAAAAUCCGUCUCCAAUGGUGCACUAUCCUGAGUUGAUGGCCGCCGGAUUCCCAUGUGCAGAUUUAGCCAUUUGGCCUCGACAACAAGUAGGUAGUUUCGUGGCCCAACGACUAUCGCCCCGAGGUGCACAAGGUGGAUCACAAUCGACAACCAAAAAGACGCGCCGUCGAGUAGCUUCUUUGGCACAGCGAAGGGCUGCCAACAUCCGUGAACGACGGCGUAUGUUUAACCUUAACGAAGCGUUCGACAAGCUGCGGAGGAAGGUACCAACAUUUGCAUACGAGAAACGUUUGUCACGUAUCGAGACGUUACGGUUGGCAAUAACCUACAUCGGAUUCAUGUCGGAACUGCUGAAUGGAACGCCUACCCACGAUGGUCGUUCUCCAGAACUGUACCCGGCUUUGGUUCAUCCACACCACACAAAUCACAUUCAUCCUUCGUUUCAUCAGCGAGAAUAUAUAUCUCCGUAUGGCACCCACACAGGAUAAAUGCUGUGUCCAAGUGCAUAAGCUGAAUUUUAUCGUUUUGUGAUCUAUUGUACUAGUUGAAAUUCUGAGUUCUUCCACCAAAAAAAUAAAUAUUAAGCAAAUCAAUGGGAAUUUAUUGGUACGGCUGCAUUUGA
Messenger RNA from Wyeomyia smithii (pitcher-plant mosquito), 875 nucleotides. RefSeq names its product protein Fer3-like. Gene Ontology annotation, molecular function: RNA polymerase II transcription regulatory region sequence-specific DNA binding; protein dimerization activity; DNA-binding transcription factor activity, RNA polymerase II-specific. The transcript is spliced from 4 exons. NCBI's taxonomy places the organism in Eukaryota, Metazoa, Arthropoda, Insecta, Diptera, Culicidae. Gene Ontology annotation, biological process: regulation of transcription by RNA polymerase II; developmental process. The record is from RefSeq and is a predicted model, not a curated record. The coding region runs from base 145 to 741 and encodes 198 amino acids.